This is a messenger RNA of Leguminivora glycinivorella, 1143 nucleotides long. RefSeq names its product collagenase-like. The coding region runs from base 1 to 891 and encodes 296 amino acids. Lineage: Eukaryota; Metazoa; Arthropoda; Insecta; Lepidoptera; Tortricidae. The record is from RefSeq and is a predicted model, not a curated record. The transcript has 6 exons. Gene Ontology annotation, biological process: proteolysis. Gene Ontology annotation, molecular function: serine-type endopeptidase activity.
AUGUAUACUGCGACCGAAAACUUUGAUCCUUGGGUUGACGACUUUGCUCUGGCGUUGGUGGGUCUGGUGCAAGCGGCUCCGGGCAAGGAGUUCGCGGCGCCAAUAGUGGCGGACUACCACGAGGAGGUUGGGAUCCCACUGGCCAGGAGGCUGAAGGCGGCUGAAGAAGCUAUGGACUUCGAUGGCGCCAGGCUAGCGGGAGGCACACCUGCCAACCUGGGUGACCAUCCUUACUUUGUCGGACUCGUCAUCACACUGGAAAGCCUUGAACUUUCCGCUUGCGGGUCGACGCUCAUCUCCAACACUCGCGCGGUGACCGCCGCUCACUGCAAACGAACCUCCGCAAAUGCGGGCUCUGAUUUCGAAAUGGUCUUUGGUUCCCUCCUCCUCUUCAGUGGCGGCACCAGGAUCCACAUCACGCAUGAGGAAGUGGAGAUGCACGAGGACUAUAAUUAUAACACCCUUGAGAAUGAUGUUGCUAUACUCAAAUUUGACUGGAUUCCGUAUACUGAUGUCAUCCGACCUAUUGAACUGUACUCUGGUGACGACCUGCUCGUCGGCAGCUGGGCCCAGACUGCUGGCUUCGGAAGGACCGGCGAAACCACACCCAUCACUAUCGACCAGUUCCUGUCCCACACGACCCUCCAGAUCAUCCCCAAUGACGAAUGCCGCACCGCAUAUGGUGCCACCACCGUCCAAGACUUCACCAUCUGCGUGGCCACUGGGCCUACUGGCGCCACGUGCUCAGGAGACUCUGGCGGACCUCUCGUCCUUGACAAUAAGCUGAUCGGUAUCACGUCUUUCGCGUACGCCAUCGAUUGCGAGCAAGGGUUCCCGGGUGGCUUCUCGCGAGUCAGCUACUUCGUGCCUUGGUUCGCGGCUCGAAUGUGAACACGGAUGUAGGAUUACAUUACAAUGGCUUAUAGAUGUUCACUGUAAUUAUUACCUACAAAAAUAUUAAUGUAUUUAUACCUACCUUACACAAAAAAAGCUUAGUUUAAGUUUUAGAGUAAGUGUAUUUUGUAAAUAAGAAUAUGUAUAAUGUGCGCUCAUCGAAUAUUUUUAUAGUUGCAUGAUAAAAUAGUACAUAUUCUCAUGUAAGUGAAUAUGUUCUGUAUUCUUUUGAGAUAAAUAAAGAUCUUU